Molecule: messenger RNA, 1148 nt
Organism: Oryza brachyantha (malo sina)
Lineage: Eukaryota; Viridiplantae; Streptophyta; Magnoliopsida; Poales; Poaceae
Exons: 2
Coding region: 4-639 (211 amino acids)
Source: RefSeq, a predicted model, not a curated record
GGGAUGAGGGCGAUAUCCGUACACCGGCCUCUACUACGGAACCCUAACCAGGUUCCUCCCAUCCAGACGUACGCGCGCCGCCAACCUCUCGUACGUCUCAUGGCAAUGGCUUCCUUGCUCAUGCGGGCAUCCCAUGCCGCUUGCUCCGCAGCACGCUCAUGCUUCGCCCGCUUCUGUGAUAGAAUCAAUCUCUCACUGACGCCGGCGGUGGCGGCCGCAUCUCACACAGACAAGUUGAAAGAAGUUAGGGUGAAGUUCGUAGCAGAGGAGAAGUCCAUUUGGGAUUUGUACAAGCGCUGGUGCAAGGCUUUCAGCGUGGAGCGUGACCAUGCUGAGAUGCUCCACCGCUUCCCUGCGUUCAAGGCUUCUGUGCUGUUUGUCCAUCACACCAACAACAGGCCUAAUCUCUCCUACAAACUGGAAAUAACCAAAAUGGCCGACGGAAAGCUCAGGGAAAUCUGCAUUACUGGCAAGCGGCCUGACUAUCAGCUUCGCAGGGAGCUUGACUUUAAACCUGCUCUCUUCAUAGGUAGCUAUCGCAGAUGCUUGAGGCGGGUCUACAAUGAUUUUGAAGUGGUCGAUGGCAGAUUGUACGUUGAUUUACCUGAGGGGCUUCAGCUUUGGAACCCCAGAUCAUGAUGCGAUCGGCAGCGGCGGCAACAAGCAGAUUGGCGAGUCAUCUGCAGUUUUCUUUAAAGCUAGCAGUGGCAAACUUUUGAAGCGGGUCUACUCUGUUUUUGAAGUGGUCAAUGGGAGCCUGUUUGUUGAUUUACCAGAUGGGAUUCAUCAGCUGGGAACCCCAAAGGAUGAAUAUGGACUCUGAAUCUGCAAUACUCCAUGCGUCACCACCAAGCCUGAAUAUCUCCUAUGAGUCUUCUGCAUGCCAUGGAAUGCAUAUGCUGACUCUUCACUCCUGCAAAGAACACGUCUAUCUCUACUAAGUUGUGCCUUGCCAAUGCAUGCAAAUCUUCCAAAGUUGUAUGCUUCUGUCCCGAGUCAUGAAUAUUUGUGCUGGUCAAGGAUGUUUUUAAGUUUCCCUAAAGGUUAUAUAAUAAUUCCAGAUUCAUCCACCUGUUCUAAUUCAUUGGAGUUAUCUUUUUUGAGAUAAAACUGUAUCAGUUGGAACGCUAAAUUCUCUCCAAAUAACA